AUGCGCAUGCUCGCUGAUUGGCGCAAGAUGGCGGCGGCGGAUAAACAGAAACAUGAGCACGGGCGGGUGAAGAUAGGGCACUACAUCUUGGGGGACACGCUGGGCGUGGGCACCUUCGGCAAAGUCAAGGUUGGCAAACAUGAACUGACUGGCCAUAAAGUUGCUGUGAAGAUCUUGAACAGGCAGAAGAUCCGCAGCCUUGACGUGGUGGGGAAAAUCCGCCGAGAAAUUCAGAAUCUGAAGCUUUUUCGGCAUCCGCAUAUAAUAAAACUCUACCAGGUCAUCAGCACACCAUCUGACAUUUUCAUGGUGAUGGAAUAUGUUUCAGGAGGUGAAUUGUUCGACUACAUCUGCAAAAAUGGAAGGCUUGACGAAAAGGAAAGUAGACGUCUUUUCCAGCAAAUCCUUUCCGGUGUGGAUUAUUGCCACAGGCAUAUGGUAGUUCAUAGAGAUUUGAAACCUGAAAAUGUGCUGCUUGAUGCUCACAUGAAUGCCAAGAUUGCUGAUUUUGGCCUGUCAAAUAUGAUGUCUGACGGUGAAUUUUUAAGAACAAGCUGCGGGUCUCCUAACUAUGCUGCUCCAGAAGUAAUUUCAGGAAGGUUAUACGCAGGCCCAGAAGUGGAUAUCUGGAGCAGUGGUGUUAUUCUCUAUGCUUUGUUAUGCGGGACCCUUCCGUUCGAUGAUGAUCAUGUGCCAACACUUUUUAAGAAGAUAUGCGAUGGUAUAUUUUAUACUCCUCAGUACCUGAAUCCGGCAGUAAUUAGCCUUCUGAAACGCAUGCUGCAGGUGGAUCCCAUGAAGAGGGCUACGAUAAGAGAUAUAAGGGAACAUGAGUGGUUUAAGCAAGAUCUCCCCAAGUACCUCUUUCCUGAAGAUCCAUCUUACAGUUCGACCAUGAUCGACGACGAAGCCUUAAAAGAGGUCUGCGAAAAGUUUGAAUGCACAGAGGAGGAGGUGCUAAGCUGCUUAUAUAAUCGGAAUCACCAGGAUCCUUUGGCAGUCGCCUACCACCUGAUCAUCGAUAACAGAAGAAUAAUGAAUGAAGCUAAAGACUUCUACCUGGCGACGAGCCCACCAGAUUCUUUUCUCGACGAUCACUUCUCUCGUCCCCAUCCGGAAAGAGUGCCAUUUUUAGUAGCCGAAGCACCAAGGCUGCGCCAUACACUGGAUGAGCUAAACCCACAGAAGUCCAAACACCAAGGGGUCAGGAGAGCUAAGUGGCAUUUGGGAAUCCGGAGUCAGAGUCGACCCAAUGACAUCAUGGCGGAAGUUUGUCGAGCAAUCAAGCAGUUGGAUUAUGAGUGGAAGGUUGUGAAUCCAUACUAUUUGCGUGUUCGACGGAAGAAUCCGGUGACUGGUACUUAUUCCAAAAUGAGCCUGCAGUUAUACCAGGUGGACAGUAGGACGUAUCUGUUGGACUUUCGCAGCAUUGAUGAUGAAAUUACUGAAGUGAAGUCUGGGACCACCACUCCACAAAGGUCGGGCUCUGUGACUAACUACAGAUCCUGUCAGAAGGAUUCGGACACUGACGCUCAAGGAAAAUCCUCUGAUAUGUCUCUUACCUCAUCGGUGACCUCUUCCCUCGACUCUUCUGCAGCUGAGUUAACCCCGAGAUCAGGGAGCCACACGAUAGAAUUUUUUGAGAUGUGUGCAAAUCUAAUUAAAAUACUUGCACAAUGAUUUGUAAGAUCGGUUUUAAAUUUUUUUUUACAGCAAUAAGCAUGCCUAAAGAAAAGAAAUCAUAGUCAAAUGCUUCCAAUUAUAAUCAAAUACAAUUAACGUGGGCGUUGAGACGACUAGCCACAAUGCAGUUUGCACAGAAAUUGGAGUACACAGAAGGCAGUCUAGACCUCUUAAUAUGAUGAUGGAACUUGUGAUUAGAUCUUCGCGUGUGAUACAGGUACAAGAAACUUUGCGAACAUAUUGAGUGGAGUUUAUCUUUUCAUUGUGUACACAUUUGGGACUUUGUGAAGUGUUAUAACUGACCAGAAAGAUCUUUUUUUUUUGUACUUUAUGUUGCUGAUUAUAUAUGCCUCUUACAGUAUAAAUGGUCACUUGGUAGAUUGGUCCACUGGUAAUUUGGUCUAUGCCAUGGGUGACUCUCUUGAUCUCAGUCUUCAGUAGCAUCCUGCUCUAUCAGCGUAAGUGUUCUCCUUGUCAAACAGCACUUGUGGCCACUGGCACAUCCUAAGUAUUUGGCAGGUUCAACCGUCUUGAGUGGAAAAAGUCUAAUGCAAGAUCUUGCCUUGCUUUGCACCAAUGAGGAGGCUGGAAAGUCCAAAGUCAAUUCAGAAUCCAAAGACACCAUUUGAAUUUUAUGUAAGGUGUAUAGACGCGAAAGCUGUGUAAACCUAACUAAAAUACAGCUGCGGAAAGUAUUGGGUUUAGCAGCGAGGUGGGAAUGUAAAACUGGGCCUGCUUGGAGCUCUAGACUUGCUUUCCCUUAAACGUCCGCCAUGUUUCAAAGCACUUCUGAGACUGAAAUAGCAUUUCAGAAGGACUUGGUGGCAUAGCAAUGAUUGGUUCCAGGGAGAGAGUAAAAAGGGUCUUUGGAGAGUAGCACAAGACCUUCCUUUGAGCUUGAGCAGAGGGUUCAGGCGAGAGCAGUGUGCAGGAAAAGAAAACCGCUUUCCAGCUUUAAUCCAAGAGCUGCAUAAAGAUAAAGACAUUCUGGAUAAGGAUCAUGACGGUGUAGUUUCCAUUUGUUAUGCUGGUAGACUAACAAGCAGCUUCAUGCAUGUUACGAUUGGGUGCGGAUCCUGUGCUAUGCCUGAACCCAAUGCCCAGGCAGAUUGGUGCAUGCUGUUCUAAAAUCUGGCGCUGAGAAUUAUCAGUGACUCCUCCGCUUUUUUCAUGCGUCUCACUGCUUUUUGGCAGAUGUAGUGGGUGAUUUUGGUCUUGCCUGAGCAUAAUCACUUUUUUACACCACUUUUUGCUACUGAAGUUUUUUUUUAAAGUAACAGAAUGUUAAGACUUGUUUUAGUUUUGAAAUUUGCAACAGCCCUUUGAAUAGAAAUAAAUGACAGAAUUAACUUGGGAGAUUUUUAAAUUUGACAAGUUGACUCCAGGGAAGGCUUUUUUUAAAAAAAAAUACAAUUAGAGAAGAAUGUGAAGACAAGACAUAAUAUUUCCUGCCAGUCUGGCCUUUCAUUUACAUUACAUGUAACCAUGACCGUUGCUAACCUUGGUUUGCCGUCUUAACCUUGGUUGAUCCCUGAAUGUACAGUGAAACUAUAAUUUCAGGCUGAGCCCUGCACUCAGAAGACAGGCAUCACAGAGUCCUUCUUUUACCUUGUAGGUGGAAAUAUGUGAAAAACUGGCUUAACCAUGGUUUGCUUGACAUAGCUAUAGUGCCUAACUGAUGCAAAUCUUUAUCAAACCAUGACUUCAUGUUCUAGCUCAGGGGUCUGCAAACUAGGCUCUCCAGAUGUUCAUGGACUACAAUUCCCAUCAGCCCCUUCCAGCAUGGCCAUGCUGACAGGGGCUGAUGGGAAUUGUAGUCCAUGAACAUCUGGAGAGCCAAGUUUGCAGACCCCUGUUCUAGCUUAUAGCCAUCUUUAAUCCUCUUGGCUGGGAGCUUAAGACAGUCAAAACAACCUCAUUGUUAAGGACAGCAAACCAUUGUUUAGUGUUACAUCUGCAUAGGCUGGAUGCCAUACAGCGCAGACUUUUUAAUAUCAGGUUUGGAAGUGGCAGUGUUUUACUUUCAAAAUCUUCAUAAAAAGAGCAUUGAUAAGUCCUUCGGGUAUUUAAUCUGAAGUAUGUCUUUAGAUCAUUGGACAUUUUUAUACGUGGAGCUAAAAAAUUUCUGGAAACUUGUUCUGUUGUACAUCUCUCAUAUUAGAGGCGGGGUCUGUGGUGGGCAAGGUUCUGCUAGCAAUGUGCAGCUCUUGAAACUGUGCUUAUAGUUGUAUCCAAGUCCAGUGAUCUAGAUCUGCUGAGUGUGUUGACACCUACAGCUUAAAGAUGCACUGAGCCGAAAGAGGUGUGCAGCUGCUUAGGCCCAGAUCUCAAAUCUUGUAGUUGCUUUUAGAAUCACUGGUUGCUCAUAUGCAUUCUGUGUUAACACUUUUCACAUCUUUUCAAACCACAUUAUUACUUUCUAGAGUGCAACUGUGUCUUCAAAAUGUGGAUUGAGUAGCAGUCUUUAAUGUGUGCUUCAUGUGUAAAGUGUGUGUAUUUGUGCGUGUGAGAGAGAGACAGACAAGAAAGGGAGGGAGUUGUGUUUUAAAGAAAAUGUUGAGUAUGUAGUACUGCUCUGAUAAUGGGGGUGGGUGGAUGGGACCGUGUCAUCCUUGUAUCUUUUAAUUUUAAAACAAACAAACAUUGGUAUGUCUAGCUCUGCCACACUUGUUCAAUAAUUGUUGUUUUUAAAGUUCUGCUGUGUUUUAAUUUUGAAAUUGUUAAUGAUGCACUUGGCAAAUGUUACAAAACGCACACUUUUUAAAAAAUUCCUGGGUAGUUGUCUAGGAAAGUGUUAAGACACAUGCUAUCUUUGGCACACAUGACCGGGCACAAGAUGUAAAUGCUGCUGCUGCACAUUUGCUGUUUCCAGGCAGCCUGCUGCUGGAUUUUAUAGGCUUUUACUGUAAAGUAAGUCCCCUUGAGUUCACUGCUUGCCGAGAACUGCAUACAACCUGGGAGGGAUUGCCUUGAACCUCACUUGGAAAGACUGAAAGAUGGGUGCCAGCAGCACUUAUUGGAUUGUGUCCAGUGAUGUUGCUGUGGAAAACGUCAUGGUGCAACAGAUGUUAAUCUUACAAAUCUAUCGAUGUAUAUAUGCUUGAUCCUUUUGUUCUUAAAAGCAACCCAGGCUUUAACUUUGGUAUGUAGAGAUUAACAUACAUGGCAGAAAGGUACUGUGUGCCUGUUCUCAAAUGGACUCAGUUUUCAUUUUUUUUAAAAAAUAGCUGUUAUCCAUCAAAUGUUCCCCUUUUUUUAUUGAGUUUUUAAAAUACUUUUUUUUCAUAGCAGGGGCUGUCCAACGUGUGGUGUUCAAGCAAAAAAUAUUACUUUUUCAUAACUUUUCUACACUUACAAUAAAUAUUAGGUUGAAAUGAUUUUUAAAAAAAUCUUGCAGUGGAGGCUUAAAAUUGAAUUUUCUUAGUUAUUACGUUAGAACAUGGCAGUAGACGGUCACAUAGCCAGUUUUUGUAGGAAUUGUUAAGAAAAAGGGCUUGCUUAAUUGCAUCUUCAAAAACUUUUUAAAAAAUCAAAGGGAGUAUUAUUUGACUAGCCAAGUACCUUUUGAAAAGUAGUAUUUCAAGUUUGUCCCAGAGGAGAAUCCCUUUGAAUGAUUUGUUUCAUUACGAUUCAUAACCGACUAGGGCAGUAAAUCUGUCCAUGUGCAAUGUAUUUUGACACUGGUAAAAGGGUAGAAGUCUAUCUUUGUGGUGCAAUAUUUUCAAGACCAACUUUCUGAUGUGUUCUGACAUAUUAAGUGUUUCAGUCCAAGCUUUUGAGAGACUUAGCUUUGUCGAUUGAUUUACCAUUAUAUAGUUUAAGAAACUGAUGACCACCUUCUCUUACAAACAAGAUGUGCCUACUUCUAUUGCAGAUUUUUUUUGGCAAUACUGAAUGAAAAACUGCUUGUGAUAGCUGUAUGACUUGUUACUUUUAAUGAACAUUAAAAUUGUAUGCAAAUA
Molecule: messenger RNA, 5645 nt
Organism: Sphaerodactylus townsendi
Lineage: Eukaryota; Metazoa; Chordata; Lepidosauria; Squamata; Sphaerodactylidae
Gene: PRKAA1
Product: protein kinase AMP-activated catalytic subunit alpha 1
Exons: 9
Coding region: 1-1680 (559 amino acids)
Biological process (GO): protein phosphorylation; intracellular signal transduction
Cellular component (GO): cytoplasm
Molecular function (GO): AMP-activated protein kinase activity; ATP binding
Source: RefSeq, a predicted model, not a curated record